GAGGCUGCCAUAUUGCAGUGAUACAGCGAGUUUGUCUGAGCUUCUUCUGUUUUGUAGGCUUUGUGUUUCAAUAAUGCUUUCAGCUCAAAAUUUUGUAGAUCCAGGGAAAAUGAAAGAUUAUCAUUACACGGGUCCAACAGAACACCGAUUUUCACCUUACGCCUUCAAUGGAGGAACUGUACUGGCUGUUGCUGGAGACGAUUUUGCUAUUGUAGCAUCAGAUACCAGGCUCAGUGAAGGCUACUCAAUCCACAGCCGGGACUCUCCCAAAUGCUACAAGUUGACAGACACAACUGUUCUUGGCUGCAGUGGUUUCCAUGGUGACUGUCUAACUCUCACAAAAAUCAUUGAUGCUAGACUGAAGAUGUACAAACACUCAAACAACAAGACUAUGACCAGUGGAGCCAUUGCGGCCAUGCUUUCUACCAUCUUGUACAGCCGGAGGUUCUUCCCAUACUAUGUGUACAACAUAAUUGGUGGAAUAGAUGAAGAGGGCAAAGGAGCAGUGUACAGCUUUGACCCAGUGGGCUCCUACCAGAGAGACACCUACAAGGCUGGAGGAUCAGCCAGUGCCAUGCUACAGCCAUUACUAGACAACCAGAUUGGUUUCAAGAACAUGGAAGGGGUGCAGCAUGUUCCUCUGACUCAGGAAAAGGCAGUUCAGCUUGUCAAAGAUGUCUUCAUCUCAGCUGCAGAGAGAGAUGUCUACACUGGAGAUGCCCUUCGAAUCUGUGUUGUCACUAAGGAGGGCAUUAAGGAGCAGACGCUACCACUGAGGAAGGACUGAAGAGGAGAAAUGUUGCCAACAUGGGUUUCCUCUUGGGAUUCUCUGUUCAUCAUUCGCUCUGCUAAUCUCACUUCUUUUCCAUCUAGUUUCUCGGCAUAGGAGUGUUGAUCCUGGGAUUUAUUCAAGUAUGGCUUUUCCUGGGGAUUCUUAAUUUCUGCUCUCAAAGCAUCUUGGUCUUAUCUUAGAUCAACAUUCCUAUUCUGAGAAGCCAGCUCAUUACCCACACAUGCUCUGCCUCUGUUUGGAUUUUUCAUUAUAUGUUGCAGGGAUUUGUGCUCAGCUUUUCUUUUUACAUUCUUAAUAAAUGAAAAGAAAUUAA
Nematolebias whitei (Rio pearlfish) is the source of this 1106-nucleotide messenger RNA. It is a transcript of the gene psmb1, whose product is annotated as proteasome 20S subunit beta 1. The record is from RefSeq and is a predicted model, not a curated record. Bases 74 to 787 code for a protein of 237 amino acids. The transcript has 6 exons. Lineage: Eukaryota; Metazoa; Chordata; Actinopteri; Cyprinodontiformes; Rivulidae. Gene Ontology annotation, cellular component: proteasome core complex.